UCCUUCGCAAUGAUAUUAUCGUCAAAAUUCCUGUCACUGAAAACCCCUCAAAUUUAAAAUGUGAAAUUAGCAUGGAUUCCACACAACCAGAAAUCGAUAUUUGUAUCGUGGGUGCCGGUCUCUCGGGGCUGACAGCGGCCUAUAAAAUCCUAUCCAAAGAAUCCACGUUGAAAGUCAUAAUUCUAGAAGGUGGUGACAAAAUCGGUGGAGAGCUGCAGAGUUCGUCCCUUGGUGAACUAGGAGGAAAGUGGAUAACCCCCGAUCAGUAUCAUGUUUAUGACCUGUGCAGAAAGUUAAACGUUCCAAUAACGCGAAGGGAAAAACCACCCCCAAAUUUGCAAAGGUCAUGGGAGAUUGAUAGAGGCUUUUAUGGAGCCCUAGCAAGAUUCGAGGUCCAAAGAUUGAUUGGAAGGAUUAACUUGUUAUCGGCUCAGUUUUAUCCUGGAGCAUUCAAGCUGUCGAAAGAUGAUAUCACCAUGGAAGACUUCAUCAGCUCGCAACUUUUAUUUGAGCAGUCCCGGCAGUUCAUGCGUUGCUUCAUUCGCUUCAUAGCGGGCGUAGAAGCAACUGAUAUUUCCUACUCCGAAUUCAUGAGCAUAUGUGAGGGUAGUGGGGAUUUGUCGGAGUUGAUUGCUUUGCUCACCGGGACAUCAAGUAUGACGCUAGAGUUUUCCUCUGAACAACUGUUGAGCAAGCUUGAAAAGGAAAUUGGUUCUUACUAUAUAUUCCUGAAAUCCAACGUGACCGAAGUUGUGCACUAUGUGAACUACGCACUUGUCCGUGAUGACAGAAAUAACGUUUUCCGAACCAAUGUUUUAAUAAUAGCGGUCCCGUGGCAAAUUUCCCAGCGCAUUGUCUUCUAUCCACCUAUUCCACAGGAACUGCGGACACCCUUGUUCGAGAGCAAAUAUAUGAUGUCAUCCUUCCUUAUUCAGUAUCCCGAAAACCACUGGCGUAAAAAGGGCUUUUCGGGUAGCUUAAUUCUACACAAUCCCCACAUGAUUUGCUACGAAUAUCGUCCCAAUGUGUAUGGCGGACUAGUAGCACACGAAGAGGACUUCGAUAAAAUUCUGCAACCUGUGAUCCUGAAUCGUCUAUCGCAAGUGUUCGGUGCUGAAAUGGGCAUUCCAGCAAAGUGGCUACAGAAAACCUGGGAACAGCCGGCAGUCCUGAAUUUGCCAACGACAACUCCAUGGAAUCAUAUAAUUUGGGGAUCGACGACAGCAGCCACAUCGUACAGGGGCUGUUUGAGUGGUGCAGUUCAAAGUGGUUACCGAUCAGCCGUGCAUGCCCUUUUAAUCCUGCGUCCACAGAACAUUGGAUGGCAAGAUAUCAAUGAAAUCGGGAAAGCUGCUGCAGUUCGGCCACGACACAGCUCUUUGAAGUUAUUCUUGAGUUCUUUGAAUUUGUAUAAUACUUCGGUAUAUGCAGGAGUGGCAGGAAUGGUAUAUGUAAGCUACAAAUUACUGAAGGGUGUGAAGCGGUCAUACUUCGGUUGAAACUGAAAAGGACGUUUUAUAAAGUUCAUUUUUACUGAAGCAACAUUUUUGUUUCCCUAAAUAAAGUCAAGAGGAUUUCA
Hermetia illucens (black soldier fly) is the source of this 1579-nucleotide messenger RNA. RefSeq names its product putative flavin-containing monoamine oxidase AofH (gene shps). Gene Ontology annotation, molecular function: oxidoreductase activity. Lineage: Eukaryota; Metazoa; Arthropoda; Insecta; Diptera; Stratiomyidae. The coding region runs from base 72 to 1499 and encodes 475 amino acids. The transcript has 3 exons. The record is from RefSeq and is a predicted model, not a curated record.